Lepisosteus oculatus (spotted gar) is the source of this 860-nucleotide messenger RNA. Its product is annotated as angiopoietin-related protein 3-like. The record is from RefSeq and is a predicted model, not a curated record. Gene Ontology annotation, biological process: regulation of lipid metabolic process; triglyceride homeostasis. NCBI's taxonomy places the organism in Eukaryota, Metazoa, Chordata, Actinopteri, Semionotiformes, Lepisosteidae.
UGUCAGUCUCACGCCUCUUCACAGUUACACUCCAUUCCCUUGUCCUGUCUCUGGAGCCCCCCCUCCCCCAGUCUUCACAAGGGAAAAGCAGAGUAAAAAAGACACAGGCAAUAAUGAAGACGAGCCACAUCAUUCAGUUGUGCUUUUGCUUUCCUGGCCUCUGCCCGGGUGACAAAAGCCCAGGACGAGACCCAGAAGAGCUUUUUGCCCCUCCUGAGCAAGCUGAUAUUCUUUCGCAUGGUCUUCUGCAGCUAGCGUCAGCUCUGAGGGAAGAGACCAUCUACAGCGGCGAACGCAUGGAGAACAUCGUUGACAGCCUGUCAGCCUUUAGCAAAACACUGUCAGAGCUGCGCACUAAGGGAGCCGCUGUACGCGAGAGGUGGGCGGAUUUAAAGAGAGAUGGCCAAGUGUUCACCGUCCAGCGUGAGAUGUUACAGAAGAGUGCCGAAGAGCUCAGGCAUCAAUUUGACUCCCUGGAGGUCUAUAAGGACGCCCUUACCAAGAGACUGGCCAUUGCAGAGAGGAAGGUGCAAUGGACCUCACAACCCAGUCUGGGGCUACAGCAGCCUCUGAAUCUGACUCUCCUCAAAUCUUCAGUAGAAGUCCAGUCAAGACUUCUCACUGAACUAGAAGCAGUGGUAGCGAUUCAAGAAGAAAAGAUCAACCAGCAGGAGCAGCACAUCAAAGCCAUGCAGAACCAGGUUUCCAACUACAAGAAAAACACAAACUGAAGAAUACUCAAAGGCUAACUGGAAGGAAUUCUACAGAUGGGACAAGAAUAGUGAGAGCAAGGCAUAUAUAAACAUUUAAAACAUAACACUAGGUACAUAAACUCAAUAAACCUGAUUUUGCUCAAUUUA